Molecule: messenger RNA, 857 nt
Organism: Drosophila eugracilis
Lineage: Eukaryota; Metazoa; Arthropoda; Insecta; Diptera; Drosophilidae
Gene: Tmem18
Product: transmembrane protein 18
Exons: 4
Coding region: 127-585 (152 amino acids)
Cellular component (GO): nuclear membrane
Source: RefSeq, a predicted model, not a curated record
GAAUGAGAGCCGUUCUCUCCGAAUGGCCAAUGAUAUUUGUUUUGACUCGGCUUUCAAGCAUUUCGUGAAAUCAACAAAUUAAUUGAUAACAAAUAGAUUCAAUAUAUAUAGAUUAUAAACCACACGAUGCAUCCCGGUCAAAUUGAGGUCAAUGAGAUCACUGGCUAUUGGACCUAUCUGCUCAGCAUCGAUUGGAAGGAUCCUUGGCUUAUUGGCCUGAUUUUGGUGCACAUCCUGACAACCACAACUGCUCUUCUCAGUCGGAACAACACUAAUUUCCAGGUUUUCCUUUUUCUAGUACUGUUAAUGGCAGUCUAUUUCACUGAAAGCAUUAAUGAGUUCGCGGCGCAGAACUGGAGUUCCUUCUCCAAGCAACAAUACUUUGAUAGCAACGGUCUUUUUAUCUCGACAGUUUUUUCAAUUCCCAUUUUGCUGAACUGUAUGCUGUUGAUUGGCACUUGGCUUUACAACUCCACUCAACUUAUGGUGACCUUAAAAACAGCGCAAUUGAAGGAGCGAGUUAGAAAAGAACGCCAAAAUAAGGCGAAUUGUGAAUCAACAGUAGAGCACAGAAAGGCGGAUUAGAAUUUUAGAUAGACCUUAGGCAGUAUAAAACUUAGCGGAGCUGUGAAAAUUUUACUUUCGGGUUAGCAAAAUCAAAGAUAUUGCAUUGUUUACUUCACAAAUAGUGUUUGCUGCCAUUUAGUAUUAGUUUUCUGCAGAGCUUACGGCUUACUUAAAAGUAAAAUUAAUGUCAAUAAAUAUAUAACUAAUUGUUUAAAUUUCCAAUGUUAAAUAUUUAGAACUUGUAAAGCCAAUGUGGUGUGAUGUAUAUAAAAAAAUGUUCUAAAAAUGUA